GAUCGUGGAAUGGGAUUCCAAUAUGGCAGCCGUCGUGUUAGCCGCACAAGUCAGUGUCGCGGAAAUGUUUUGAACUCGCUGAGCAGGCAACCGCGACGACCGGCCGACGUGCGACGCAUAGGCGUGUCUGGUGGAGAAUACCAGCCGCGAGGCGUGUUGUGCUUAACGGCACUAUUAGAAUAGUAGACUAGUUAGAGCUUUAAUUAUCUGCUAAUUGGCUUCCGGGAUUCGUCGGAAAAUCGGGGAUUCUGGAAGCGACUUUGAGCAGCCAUGGGGAAGCAGAACAGCAAGUUAAAGCCGGAAGUGUUGGAGGACCUCAAACAGAAUACCGAAUUCUCAGAUGCGGAGAUCCAGGAGUGGUACAAAGGGUUCUUAAAGGAUUGUCCCAGCGGGCAUCUCAGUGUAGAGGAAUUCAAGAAGAUAUACGGGAAUUUCUUCCCUUACGGCGACGCGUCUAAGUUUGCGGAGCACGUAUUCAGGACGUUCGACGCAAACGGCGACGGCACGAUCGAUUUUCGGGAAUUUCUCUGCGCUCUCAGCGUAACGUCCCGCGGCAAGUUGGAGCAGAAGUUAAAGUGGGCCUUCAGCAUGUACGACUUGGAUGGCAAUGGUUACAUCUCGCGACAAGAAAUGCUGGAAAUCGUGACGGCGAUUUACAAGAUGGUGGGCUCCGUGAUGAAAAUGCCGGAAGACGAGUCGACGCCGGAGAAACGAACUGAUAAAAUAUUCCGACAGAUGGAUAAGAACAAGGACGGCAAGCUAUCGCUUGACGAGUUUAUAGAGGGUGCGAAAAGCGACCCGUCUAUCGUGCGACUGUUGCAGUGCGAUCCUAGUGCACAAGCUCAGUGAGGCCCUGGGCCAAUACAGACAAAUAUCGAUAUGCCAUCUGCAUACCCAAAUCGGUACCCGGCCCAAUUAAUAUCCCAACCAUAAGCGACGCGAUCAUAGAAAGUUGUUUACCCAAUCUGGUCCGUUAAGGAAACUAUCAAAAUGAUAUCUUUGCAUAUCCAAUUUUUUAGAUUUUAAUGUAAUAAUUGUAAUAUUUAUUACAAUUAUUAUAGAAACCUGUUUAACUGUAGGACGCAAGUGGCUUAUUCAUAAACAAUUCUCGAAAUAAGUUUGGGAAAUAAUUUCCCUUUUUUUUAUUUGGAAACUAGAUAUUAAUGCACGAAACAUGAUUGUUAGAUGACCGAAUAGUUUAUGUACAUUAGGAUUAUAAUUGGUAAUAGAUUAUAUUUAGCACAAAAUCAAUAGAAAAAAAUAUUGUUCUAUCUUAAAGAGAGGAAAAUAGAAAUUUAUUUUAUGAUUAAGCCCAACGCAAUUAAUCUCUAGUUAAUCUCUUAAUUUUAAUUUCCUGCCGAUGACAGUUAUAAAAUGUAUUACAUGACACUCGAAGAUAUUGUCUUGGUGGUUUCCCGUCGCGUAUUCUACGAUCGCGUAGGCUUACGCGCAAACAUAGAUAUGUAAGGGGUUCUAUGAAUUGGGCCGGCAACCGAGAGGUCCAGGGUCACUGGGCCCAUGGCGCUUGCGCAUACCGCAAGCUAGUCGACAAGACUAGUCCAGUCGCUCCGUUUCACUGACGGAUCGGUUUAGCGAGAAGCUUGUUACGCCUUUUCGGGUCGUACGUAAGAAAGCGCCGCGCCCGAGCGACGAACGUCAUCCGCGAAUGAGAGGACGUCGCGUCGAUGCCGCCGACGCAGCUCGACAGGCUGUGUAGCUCGGUCGCGAUCCGACCGUUCGAGAUGAUGUCACGAGCGAAACGAUUAUAGCGAAAUUCUAAAAUACUCUCUGUGUUCGUAAUUUUCGAUGGCGCGCACCUUGGUGCCGGGCGAACUGUAGCUGCGACGUGCGACGACGUUCCGUCACCCUUUCGCUUUCUCCCUCUCUCUCUUUCCUUCUUUCUUGGAAAGCGAGAGCGUGCGGAUUGAAAUGUUACGCGUCACAGCGCGAUUCUUGUACAUACCAGAUCGCAUCGCGGCAUCGACGCAUCCUCGGACUGUCGAUCUCAGCGUAUGAAGGGUACUCGUAACGCUUGUCUCGCUCUUCGGCCGUGGCCAUAGUCGUCCUCGCGCAUCAUCCCCGUCCCGCUUGGUAUAACCGAUACUCGGCUUGGACGGGGAGAUGCCACGUCCCCACCCCCGCCCCCCUCGAAAGGGGGGUGCCGCGGUAUCGCAUCUCCCGCCUUCACGGACCCCGAGUGUCUCGCCUCUCGGCCCACCCAUUAAAACGGACUGACCCAUUCAACGGAAAAGACUCACAGGAGACUAACGGUCGCGCGGCGUGGUCCCAUGCCGCGCGCUAGCAACGAAAACCUUUAGUGAUUUAGAGAUCCGCGAGAUUUAGGCAAAGGUCACUGCGAAUCACUCGCGAUCGCGCACUGGCGAGAAACGCGACUUUGUGCUAGUUUAACGCGCUUAGAAAAUCGAUCUAGAGCUUGAUGAUUUAUUAGGAAGAAAAAGAAACGGACGUUACGUAACGCGACGACAACUGCCUCGCACGCAGUGGUCGUCGCGUUGCUCUCUUUCUCUCUCUCUCUUUCUCUCUCUCUCCCUCGCUCUCUCUCUCUCUUUCUCUCUUUCUUUCUCUCUUUCGUAGAAGGUGCUGCGAAGAAAAUACUCGACUUAAUCCGUUUCGAUUUGUGCGUGUAUCGCGUGCGAAAAAAAGAUGCGACUAGUCUUUUCGUCCUCGUCGCGACGCUUCGAUUUAACAAUGCGAUUCGCAAUAUCUCGGCGACGGAGAGAGCUGUUAAUUAAUUAUUCCAUCGAAUCGCGAAAAAUUUGUCCUCUGCAUUAACUGUUAUUUCAUCUCGCCGUCAUUUACCAUUUCUAGUGACCUUUGUCGUUACGGAGGUACAGUAGGACGAACGUAAUCGUACACGGAUAGCAUAAAAGAUCCGCCAAUCUUUCCAAUCUUGCUAAGGGAGAAAAGCACAUCCUUGCCGAUCUGAGCGACUGGCCCUCAGCGUUAGCGAAGGCUACGCGCUUCGCCGAGCGACCGACGGAUGAAGAAAAGGAGGAAUAACGACGCGCGCACGCGUGCCGUAUUUAGAGAUUUAUUUUUGUGAAUGCGUGCGUCCCGCGUACCUGUGAGAGCGUGCGAGAGUGUACGUAUAUAUUAUAUAUAUAUGUCUGUUCUGUGCGUACGCGACGGAGAAGAAAAAGAAGAAAAAAAGGAAGAAGAGGAAGAAGAGAGGAGAAAAGCUCAUGGCGCGAGCCUUAUCGCCCUGUCGUCCGAUCAUGUAUCAAUCAAUCGAUUGAUCGCGAUAAUUAUAAAUACAUAGAUAAAUUAUAAAUACGAUUAGGCAUUAUUGAUCAUAAAAUAGGGGAGAGCGGUGAAAGGAAUCGCGAGUACGACCCCUCGCGGUCGCGAUCUUCGACCACGCGAAUAUACGCGCAGCAGCAGAGUUCUGACGUUUUCCCGCUUUACGGUCGAAACAGAUAAAUUAAUUACCAAGUAAAUACGAGCGUAAACCGAUCUACGCUUCUAUAUAUAUUUUUUCCGGUGUACGGUGUGUGAGAGUGACUUUCGGCGGCUUUUCGCGCGGCCGCUUGUCGAGAGGAUGGAUCUCCGCUGGAUUUAUACCUUCUCUAUACCUCUUCUAUAUCUUCUUCUCUAAGAUUUCUCUUUCUUACUGUGAGGUUUUCUCUCGUCGCAUCUCCUCUCCUUCUUCCCUUUUUUCACCUCUCUUUUAUCAAGCGACGCGAUCACUUUUUGACCCGUGCUUUGAUCAGUACCUUCGGGGAAAAAUGCUUUCCGUUGCGCAGCGUGCUCCCAACGAGGUAUCCGGUCCGGUACAAUGCAAUGUUCAAAGUGCGGUGGCGUAAUGAGAAAAUACUGAAAAUUUGUUACGUUCAGUCGUUACACAAUGCAAGCAUUGCGUUUUGCAAAAGCGCGUUAUACAGAUGCAGAUAUAUAAAUAUUAUAUAUACAAAUAUAUAAUACAAGUCUCUAUUAUAAUAUAUCUUUAUCGUACUUUCUAAGAUGUACAUCUAUUCACCUCGUGCUCAUUAAUAUUUAAGGAUAAAGACUAUUUAAUGAUAUCUCUCUAAUCUUUCGGUCAUUGUAUAAACAAAUAAAUAACCUCAUUAAUGUUAAUGCAUAUGAAUAUAUUAUACACGUUAACACGAUUCUAAAGUUACUCUUGAACUUUUCCGAUUACAUUAAGCGGAACAAAUUUUAUUCUACGACAAAAUAUCAGAGAUGACAGUGAAGCUUCGAAUUUACAGCCAGUAAAGAGGUAGUUGCGUUCAUUGAAAAUCUAUGUUACAGCAUAUAUUGUAUAGCAUAGGACUGCCACUGCGUCCCGUUAAAACUUGACGGCAGUCACAUAUUGAGAUGCACUCAAAAUGUACCUUAAAACGAAUCAAGAAAGCAAUAAAACACGACAAAAAUAUCGCGCUAAAUCUUGCACGGCUCUGGAAGGUCGUAGAAAUGAAGAGCGUACUUUUUUUUUAAUUUGGCUAAAAUCCUGUUUUAUAGUGACAAGUCUAAAAUGUGCACAUUUUACAUAUAAUAUUGGAGUUAUCCCGCUUUAUCAGAACACGUGGUAUCGAGGCGAUCGCGAUUAAUAAAUAACGCACGUAAUCGUCCAAAUAAAAUUCUAACAGUUUUCUACUUUGAAAAUUAUUUGUUUCAAAUAAUGACAUUUCGUUAUUUUCUACUAGUUCAAAAUUUCGUCACAAGAACGAAAUUUUACAUACAUCUUUUUUGAUCAGUUUUACUCGAUAUAUCAAAAUUCCUUAGAUACAAAAUUUUUGUUAUUGAAACAUAAAUUGUACAUAUUUAUGGUUUAGUUUUUAUUUAGUUUAGUUAAUUACUUGAUGAAAAAAUGUAAAAAUCCGUGAUUACUCUUCUUAAGCAUAACUAAUGUUAUAUACUUUUGCGUCCUUAUAAUACUCUUACACGAUGUAACGUCGAUAAGAAUAUUCACGUAUGUUCAUGUUGCAACAUUAUUGCUAGUAAAAAGAAUCAAAAGCGUGUAAAAUACAUCCUCCCAUUCUAGGAUUUAUAUGUAUUGUAAAUCAGCGUUAAUACCUCUAGCUUUGUAUAACACGAUUUCAUUACUCAUUAUAAAAUGAUAAAUCGUGCGAAUUAUAUUCGCAAAAUUAACUCACAGUCAUUUCGAUUAUAUAUAUAAAAUUACGAUAUUACAAUAUAAACUAUUCUAAUCGACAUUGCAUUGUCUAAGGAAGUGUAGAAUAAGUAUUUAAUAUUUAUCGACAAACCGUGGGUGUAGAAAGCGCAAGAUACAGAAAAGGCAGGUAAUCUGUCUUCUGUUAUCGUAAAAUCGAUCGCAAAUAAUUCGAAAAAAUUCGCUAUUUUAAUUUAAAACAAUGAGAAUUUUAUGCGAAUGUUCGACGUAAAAGCGAACCGAGAUAAGAUUUGCGCGUCUGCUUGUUCUUUGUUGCGUAGCCGGCGAUCGAGUCGCAAAGUAUUAAAAGCUCUGUCAAAAAGUGACAUUUGCUCACCACACCCUCUUACAUUCAAAUUCCAUAUAUUUCCACCUACAUUCGAACAAUGCGAAAACCUGAAAAAGACAUUUGAAGGCGCUUAAAACAUUCUUGAAAAAGAAUAGAAAAUAUAUUUAAAUGAUAUUUAUUUAUUAAAGUUAAUGGAUCGAUUUGUCAAUUAAUUGUCUAGAAUCUUCUUACCUCGAUCAACGUGAUCAGUUGAAAAAAUAUAGACAAAGAACGCUGGAAAGGCGUCUGUAGACGUUUCAAUGAAACUUCUAAGACCGUUUAAAUGGUGCCUGAAAGACGAGGACGUCUCUUAAUUUUAACUCGCGUUUUCCAGCUGAUCCUUGCGUACAAGCGUUUCAAUUAUGUAUUCUUUCAAGCGUUUGGCACCUCUAUCUGUAAUGCGUUGAUAAACAUUUAAUCCUGACAAUCCGUUCCUCGUGGAUUAAUUAUGCAAGAAGGAAUCGUCAACGUUGAAGCAGAACAAAAUCUUUCUUCGUUCAUAUUUGCUCGACUGCAACGUGCUGUUUAACAAUCAUUAAUUCUGGGGAAUAUAUGCAUUAUACGUGAAUCCCAUUUUGAUGUAAAGCUAAAAUAUAGAAUUUUUACGAUUAGACUUUACAUUUAAUGCGUUAAGUCGAGAUUGCUUCAGCAGUUCCUUUUCUCAUGUAGAGGUUCCUUCUCGCGUAGCUAUUUGUAAAUCAAUGGGAGGAACGGGAUCGUGUUUUCCGAAAGUCGCGGUAAUUACAGUAUAAACGAGUGAAUCCCAGUAUAGUGUUUGUUGUCUCAGUUUCAUUAUAAUACAAUAAUAAUUAAGCUCGUAAUCCACGCGAAGAUAUCAGCCACGAGGAAUAUGUAUUGUCACGUUUAAAAUUUUAUUAUGUCAUUAUUCGUUUGUGUGCCGACGCGUGUACCUUUUAGAAAAAGAAAAAGUCGGUUGUGAUAACGAUCACGAUGUAGCGCUAUCUCUGAUCGAACGCGUACCUUGAGACGCACCCUUGGAAAUAUUACGCUUCUCUCAAGAGCGCGUACACAGUUCGUUCCCUGCUUCUCUUGGAGAAACUUUUCUCGUUUCCGUCUGAUCGCACCGUUGCAUUCUGAUGUUUUCCUAUCCGGUACGAUGUACAGAGAAAGAAACGCGCGCCGAUGCGCGAAAACCAAUUUGCCGAGCUCCUCCUUCUGCAGGAGAAGAGAAAUCUCUUCUCCUCGUCAUAGUGAUCUCUUCUUUACCUUAGAACUGUUCAUCAGAAAGUCACUGCGAUAGUUCGUCGUUUCACGGAAAGUUGCACGCAUAAGGAAAAAAAAAAAACAGACGCACAAAAAGGAGAAUAGAUUUUAAAAAAAUAUAUAUAAAAGCGCGAGAGAGAAAAGAGAUUCGGUUACGUUCGUUGAAGCGAUAUCGAUGACAUUUGCUGCUCGUGUGUUUGUCGUGAUAUUUCUUCCUAAGCUAAGAUAUAUACGAAGUUAAAAGUUACAAUGCGGACCGUUAAAAUAGUUUCUCAUGUUAUUAUCGGCGUUUAACAGUUUUGAGGACGAUAAAAGCCGUUAAAUCGAAAACGAAAGAAAAAAAAACGUACUUCUCUCGAAAUUUAACUCUAUCACGUUCUUAUAUCCCCCGAAAUUAUUCCCCGCUCUAUCUCUAUAUGCUCUAUUAUUUCGCUUUUGCCUAAGGGAUCGUAGUGUUCUUGACUAAUUAGAGUUUCGCCCCUACGGUUAUUGCGAGUUAAUCGCUUGUGCGAUCAAGGAUUCUAUAGCGCUACUUCUAAUCUUCAAAACAAGACCUAUGCCUUACAAAACUUUUCUCUGCACCUUCUUGCCAACAUGUUCUAGUGUCUACUUUGAUAACGUUCGUUGGAGACGCGUAACUCGCGAAGAUACUAACUGAAGCAAUUCCCUUUCUCCCUGAAGUUUAGAAUAAAUCCAAAAUGCACUUUAUAUUUGAUCAAUUAUGAGAAACUAAAUAUAAUGCGAUAAUUUUUAUUCAUUCUGCAAUAUUACAUGUUAAAUUUAAUUGAACUGCGAUAUAAUUUCAACAUUAAAAAUUUUCGACCUUUUUUUUGGAGAAAGCUGGAUUCACAUUCCUGAAGAUUACAUUUUAUUUCGUGCUGCAAAUAUAUCGCGUGGUUUUCGUCUGUAUCUUUUUUGUCCCUCGUACAAUUAACUGCUAUAUAUUUAAACUUCAACGUUUAUUCAUUGACACAUACGUUCACAUACUGUCUUGCGUUGAAUCGAUUGAGCCUUCGCGAGCUACGCGACUUAAAGGUCCAACGUGAAGCAUGAUGAAAGUUAAAUAUAUUGUGAAGAGAUUCAUAAUUAGAUUAUUACACAAAAAUUUCGAGUCAGUGCCCGAUGUUUUUUCCUUGUAGAUGUGUAACACACACAUAUACACACACACACACACACAGGAGCGUAGACAUUCUGCGAUAGAGAUUAUAAUCUCUUCCUCGUGCGUAAAUCCAUCUUGUUCGACGCGUAUAUUUUCUCACGAUCUUUCUCGAUGUCUUGCAAUACCACCUAUCGUUUUAACAGCCACCCGAAAUAAUUGUUGUGAUCCCUUCUCCUUUCUCCAAGGAUUUUUCCUAUUCUCCUUUUAAGAUUUCGAGUCGUCUACCGGCGUUAAAGCGUAUUCGACGCUCUCUAAUUCCCAUUCCCUCUGUACUUCUACGGCAAUGUAAAAUUUUAUUAUUGUUACUUUGAUAUGUGGUAUCUAUCGGUGCUAAGUGUGCGAAGUACAUGUUCUAUCUCGUAUUACGUUUUUCGUCCCGCACGGCGGAUGUAUAAUUAAUUAUAAUUUGUCAAACUUUCGCACGCGCAGCCGCGUCCGAACGACGAGUCUCCCAACGUCCCCGCGACGUUGGAUACUCUGUAUAUUCUGCCGAUCUAGCGUGUCACAGUUCGGAGCGAGUAUCAAAUAAAGAUGCGAAUGACAAAAUUCCGAAUGUAGUAGAGGAUCCCGAAGCGAUCUCCCCUUAUAACGCGAUCGUCGACGCGGCUGGUGCGAAAGUUGUGCGGCGGCGGAGUUUUAUAUUGUAGCAAUUGUGUCAACCCCGCAGGUGAUUAUAUUUUAAUAUUAAUUUACUCUCAGGACAUGAUUAAUUUAUUUUUUUUUUUCCUCUUUUUCUUUCCUUCUCUCCGCGAAGAGACACGCAACGCGACAUAAUGUGUGUGAUAAUACAUGCUGACAUCGUACAAAAGAAAAAAAGUUUACAAAAGAAAAUCAAAGCGCACGUUUAUUACGUAUAUCUUUUUUCUUUUCUUUUCAGUUUUGCGUUCCGGUACCGACAACGGAGAACACCGGUAAAAGAUAUUAAUGUUGUGUAUAUGGUGAUCGUGAGGUGUUAUAAAAUUUUUAUUUGCUUUACGCCUUAUACAUAUUUACUGUAAGUAAUUAUUACUAGUUGUUUAUUAUAAAUAAGAACGAAUCACUCUCGUGUAUCAGUUAAAUUGCUACAUUAAAGUGUUGAUAUUAUA
Molecule: messenger RNA, 8927 nt
Organism: Monomorium pharaonis (pharaoh ant)
Lineage: Eukaryota; Metazoa; Arthropoda; Insecta; Hymenoptera; Formicidae
Gene: Nca
Product: neurocalcin homolog
Exons: 5
Coding region: 271-849 (192 amino acids)
Molecular function (GO): calcium ion binding
Source: RefSeq, a predicted model, not a curated record